Aspergillus pseudonomiae is the source of this 1675-nucleotide messenger RNA. Its product is annotated as secretory lipase-domain-containing protein. Gene Ontology annotation, biological process: lipid catabolic process. The record is from RefSeq and is a predicted model, not a curated record. The transcript has a single exon. NCBI's taxonomy places the organism in Eukaryota, Fungi, Ascomycota, Eurotiomycetes, Eurotiales, Aspergillaceae. Gene Ontology annotation, molecular function: triacylglycerol lipase activity. The coding region runs from base 26 to 1294 and encodes 422 amino acids.
GUCUUCCCAUCCCACCCGGCACGCCAUGCUCUCCCCAGUCCGUCUGCUCCCUCUUAUUGGGAGUCUCCUCCCUAUAGUCUCUGGGCUGCCUACCACCAGCCCAUCGCCUGUAGUUCUUCCUCCCAGUGUAGACCCUUUCUACAGCGCCCCCCAUGGCUACGAGAGCACCCGUCCCGGCGCCAUCCUGCGCCUACGCGCCGCUCCGGGCAAUCUGACUGCGUUGGUCGGUAAUGCUUCUGCAGCAUACAACAUCGUCUACCGUACCACAGACAGCCAAUAUCGCCCUUCGUGGGCCGUGACUACCGUCUUCGUUCCCUCCAACCCUCGCCCCGGCAACUCUUCUCUUCUCUCCUACCAAAUCGCAUAUGACUCCCACAGCAUUAACGCCAGCCCCAGCUAUGCCAUGUACACCUCGCCUCCCAUCGACAUCUCUCUCGCGCUGAGCCAGGGCUGGUACGUCAAUGUCCCGGACUACGAAGGUCCCCUCGCUUCCUUCACCGCAGGUGUCCAAUCGGGCCACGCGACACUCGACUCCAUCCGCAGCAUCAUCCACUCCAACACCACCGCCUUCAACAUUAAAGCUUCGUCCUCCCGCACAGCUCUAUGGGGAUAUUCUGGCGGCGCCCUCGCCAGCGAAUGGGCCACCGAGUUACAGGGACAAUACGCGCCCGAGCUCUCUCUCGCCGGUGCAGCUCUCGGCGGACUCACCCCCAACAUCACGAACGUGAUGAACACCGUGACAGGGAACCUCAACGCGGGACUCAUCCCAGAAGCCGUCCUCGGCCUGGCCAGUCAAUACCCCGCCACCUACGAGUACCUGGUCAGCCAGCUCAACCCAGAGGGAAAGCAUAACCGCACGACCUUCCUCUUAUCGCAGAACAUGACUCUCGCGCAGGCGGAGGCGUUCUUCGCCGGACAGGAUGUCUACGAGUAUUUCGUUAACGGCAGUGACACCUUCAGGGCCCCCGUUGUGCAGUAUGCGCUGAACAGGGACGGGUACAUGGGCUACCAUGGCGUGCCGCAGACCCCUAUCUAUGCGUACAAGGCGGUCCACGAUGAGGUCAGUCCUGUCGGUGAUACGGAUGCCUUGUUGGAAAGGUACUGCGGUGUCGGCGUGAAUAUCCUCUAUGAGCGCAAUACCAUCGGCGGGCAUUCUGCGGAGGGUAUCAAUGGCCAUGCGAGGGCGCUGCAGUUCGUUGCCGCCGUCUUGGAUGGGUCCUAUGCUAGUGUGUACCAGACUAGGGGAUGCACGUUCAGGGAUGUUGCGGUGAAUAUCACUGAUUCGGCGCUGUGAAGCGGUCGGGUUGAUGUCUACGAGUGAUGUUUGUAUGGAUGUAUAGUAUUUUUAUCCCAGGGUGAAGAUUAGCAUAUGGUGCAUCAUGCGUAUAUAUAUAGAGUUAGAGAUUUGCAUACAAUGAAUUUAGAAAAAGCAAGUUACUAUUUACUCAUUACAAUGCAAGUCGCACAAUCGUAUUACGUACCUCUUAGUUCUUUCUCCAUAUAUUAUUUCAACACUCUAGUAUCUCUUCUAUGCCUACCUUGCUUUACUGUAUAUCAUGUUUUCGUACAUGGUUCGGAUGAUCACCUACUCCGACACCGGUAUCUUUUUACCUAAUUUUCUCAUAACAUCCACACACAUCGUAGGCGGUAAGGGAUCUUCACGAUGAAUUACCAA